CAAGGUGUGUUCAGCUGGAAGUUCCAGAUCCAAAUCGGCUGAACAUUAUGUUUGGAUCUGGGUGGAGGUGGCCGGGCUCCACCCUGAUAAUUGCUCUGUAUUGAGGAGAGAAGACGGGAAUGUCAAAUGUGGAUUUUCUGCAGAGAAGUGAGCGUGAUCGAGAAACACAAUGCAAGCUGGGAUUUUUAAGGUGUGCCUUGUGGUCAUUACGGCCAUUGUCAACCACCCUCUUCUCUUCCCCAGUAACAAUUCUGCUGUACCUACCACCGAUGACUUCAUUAUCCAAAAACUGAAGGAAAGAGAAGAAAAUCUGCAGCUUCAGCAGCUGGAACUUGAGAAGCUUUUAUCUCGCCAAGAGCCACCCCCAGAAGACGACACCGAAACUGAGAACAAGCCCACCGAAGAUGAAUCAUUAUGGGAUUUCUGGAGUGUAAUGUCAAUGAUUGUCUUUCUUAUGAUUGAAGUGUGGAGGCAAGACUUUCUAGAUAACAGUCCACAGGAGCAAAGCAAAGAGGAGGAUGACCCUAUGUACAAUGGAAGCAGCUGCCAUGGAGUCCUUUUUCCAAGCAAGACCAUGUUGGCUAUUUUUCAUGACCAGUAUAUCCGGACAACAACCCAUGACGCGGCUCGGACUAAGGAAUUUGUUGAGGGUUUUGCAGAUGAUUUGCUAGAAGCACUAAGAAGUGUUUGUAACCGUGAUGCAGACAUGGAAGUUGAAGAUAGUAUCUGUGUGGGGAGCAUGUACGAAAACUGUAGAGUCAAUAAACCACUGAUAUGUGACUUGCUUGUACCAUUUUCUCCUCCAGAACCCUACUAUUUCCGCUGCCAACCUUGGAUUACUAGCAAAUCCAUCGUUCCCAAUCAACAAAGUUAUGGAACAAUUCUUGUUUGUGGACCCGAAGAUCCAUCAGGUUGUGUCUGCGACAGGAAAAAACUUGGAGAAGACAUGCUUUGCCUUCUUCACAACCCAAGCAGCAAGAAGAAGGUCACCAAGGAUGUCAAUCUAUUAUGUUCAAAGGAAUCCAACUAUCUAGACACAGACCAGGUCAUGAAAUGGUUCCAAACAGCCAUAACAAAGGCCUGGGGCAGGAUAUCACACAAGUACGAGUUUGAACUCACUUUCAACCACUUAGAUUAUCCAGGAGCUUUAAGAGUCAAAUUCAAAUCAGGAAAAGUCAUCAGUUUCAACAUCAGCCCGGUGGUUCAGUAUGAAGACUCUGAUCUGUACUUUAUUUCACAGUUCCCCAGCAUGGACAGAGCAACCGACUUGGCCUCCAGCGUUCACUGGAACUUGUCUUUCGCAGUUUACGAGAGAAGGUUUCUCAAGAACAUUGCCAAACAUCUCCCAGGAAAUUCAUGCCACCUCAGUUGCCUACAAAUUAUAACUUUCCUGCAUUCCAAGCAAUGUGACAUAACUGGCCCAAGUGGCCUGACAAGUUACCACCUAAAGACGGUCCUCUUGCAUCUUCUACUGACACGGUCUUAUUAUGACUGGAGUAACAUCAUGCUAGAAGAUCGAUUACGGGACAUGUUCAAGAGCCUGGAGAAAUGUCUGCUGGAGAAGAGACUCCACCACUUUAUGAUUGGAAAUUCCAAACUUCCAGAGACGGUCAGUCUCCCGGAAAACUUCCGCACAGCAGAACCUCUUAAUCUUUUCCGAUCAUUUGUUCUAAACAGAGAUCUUUACCAAAAAACCUUGUCCAUGUUCUAUGAGAUGUUAAAGAACGCAACUGUUGUAAUCAAUGAAUAUAGCUUUCACCUUCCUACAGGACCGUCCAACAAAAACUCCCAUUAGCAACACUCAUGGUGUAUUUUGUAAGAAUUUAAAAACAUUUUAUGGAGUUUAAUGCUGGAUUGGAAGUUUCAGGAUUUGGAUAAGCCAACUUAAGUCUGCCAAUUCCAUUAAGAACAGAUGUUUUUUUUAUUAGUGUUAUAAAAAUAUCCUUACAGAGGCUAUUUAUAUGUUCUUACAGCUGCUGUUUAUACAAUUAUACAAUUCAAUUAUAAUGAAGACUAACAAUUUACCCAUACUCAGGAAAUGUAAAGGUUUAGGUCAGGUGUUCUCAACCUUGUUGAGACAAGAGCCCAAUUAAUUGUUCCAAAACCCUCCAUGCCCCAACAGUA
Molecule: messenger RNA, 2124 nt
Organism: Rana temporaria (common frog)
Lineage: Eukaryota; Metazoa; Chordata; Amphibia; Anura; Ranidae
Gene: ITPRIP
Product: inositol 1,4,5-trisphosphate receptor interacting protein
Exons: 2
Coding region: 170-1795 (541 amino acids)
Cellular component (GO): membrane
Source: RefSeq, a predicted model, not a curated record